This is a messenger RNA of Morone saxatilis (striped sea-bass), 2341 nucleotides long. RefSeq names its product engulfment and cell motility 2 (gene elmo2). Lineage: Eukaryota; Metazoa; Chordata; Actinopteri; Moronidae. The transcript is spliced from 23 exons. Gene Ontology annotation, biological process: actin filament organization; cell motility. The coding region runs from base 158 to 2329 and encodes 723 amino acids. The record is from RefSeq and is a predicted model, not a curated record.
AGAGAGAGAGAGAGGGGGAAGAUACUGGGGGAGAUACUGAGAGCAUCAUCGAUGGCCCAGUCACAGGAGGAGCUGACACAGGGUUUUUUACAGCAGAGCUGUGAGAGUGAUUGACCCCCUCAACACUUCUCCAUUAGGGUGCUACGAUACGACAGCCAUGCCACCCCCAGCUGACAUUGUGAAGGUGGCCAUUGAAUGGCCUGGUGCCAAUGCUCAGCUUAUAGAAAUGGACCAGAAAAGACCUUUGUCCUCAAUAAUACGGGAAGUAUGUGAUGGCUGGUCUUUGUCAGGCUCAGAGCAGUUUGCUUUGCGUUAUGCUGAUGGCCCUCAGCUUUAUAUCACAGAGCAGAGCCGAGGUGAAAUCAAGAACGGGACUAUUCUUCGAUUAGCCAUUUCACCUGCUCGUGCUGCUCGUCAACUCCUGGAGAGGAUCCAGUCCCACGGUAUCGACGCUCGCCUGGAGGCUUUAAAAGAGCUCGCUAAGCUGUCCGCAGACCCAACCUUUGCCACAGAGUUCAUCAAUAUGGAGGGCAUUGGGACACUGGCACGUCUGGUUGAGAGUGGCACCCACUUCGGUGAAAUGCUGGCCUUCACUCUCACUGCCUUCCUGGAACUAAUGGAUCACGGCAUUGUGUCCUGGGACCUUAUCUCGCUCUCCUUUAUCAAACAGAUUGCAGGCUACGUGAACCAGCCGAUGGUGGAUGUGUCCAUCCUGCAGCGCUCUCUAGCCAUCCUCGAGAGCAUGGUCCUCAACAGCCACAGCCUCUACCAUCGAGUGGCACAGGAGAUCACCGUGGGACAGCUCAUCGGGCACCUGCAAGUGUCAAACCAGGAGAUCCAAACCUACGCCAUUGCCCUCAUCAACGCUCUUUUUCUGAAGGCACCGGAGGACAGACGGCAGGAGGAGUAUACUAACCCGCUGGAGCAGCACCUCACUGAAAUGGCGAGCACUUUGGCUCAGAAACACCUGCGAUCCAUCAUCCUCAAUCACGUUAUUAGAGGAAAUCGACCAAUCAAAGCGGAAAUGGCACAUCAGCUUUAUGUGCUUCAGGUAUUGACCUUCAACCUCUUGGAAGAACGAAUGAUGACCAAAAUGGAUCCUAAUGACCAGGCUCAGAGAGACAUCAUUUUUGAGCUGCGUAGGAUUGCUUUCGAUGGAGAAAAUGACCCCACUGGUACAGAAAAGAGAAAGGCCAUGUACACCAAGGACUAUAAGAUGCUGGGGUUCACUAACCAUGUGAACCCGGCCAUGGACUUUACACAGACUCCUCCAGGGAUGCUGGCCUUGGACAACAUGCUGUACCUCGCCAAGGUUCACCAGGACACGUACAUCAGGAUUGUCCUGGAGAACAGCAGUCGCGAGGACAAGCACGAAUGUCCCUUUGGCCGGUGUGCCAUUGAACUCACUCGGAUGUUGUGCGAGAUACUCCAGGUUGGAGAAUUGCCUAAUGAGGGCUGCAACGACUACCACCCAAUGUUCUUCACUCAUGACCGGGCAUGGGAAGAGUUCUUCUGUGUCUGCAUCCAGCUGCUUAAUAAAACCUGGAAGGAGAUGAGGGCCACAGCUGAGGACUUCAAUAAGGUGAUGCAGGUGGUCCGUGAGCAGAUCACCAGGGCUCUGGCGAUGAAGCCGUCGUCUUUAGACCAGCUGAAGAAUAAACUUCGAGGCCUCAACUAUUCCGAGAUUCUGCGUCUGCGGCAGUCAGAGAGAAUGAGCCAGGAUGACUUCCAGUCUCCACCUAUCAUUGAGCUGCGGGAGAGAAUUCAGCCCGAGAUCUUAGAGCUCAUCAAGCAACAGCGACUCAACCGGCUGUGUGAGGGAAGUUGCUUCCGUAAACUGGGGAACCGCCGAAGGCAAGAGAAGUUUUGGUUCUGCAGACUCUCCCUGAAUCACAAAGUGCUGCACUAUGGGGAUCUUGAUGAGUCACCUCAGGGUGAAGUGCCUUUUGAGCUGCUCAGUGACAAGAUCCCCGUCUCUGAUAUCAAGUCUGUGGUGACCGGGAAGGACUGCCCUCAUAUGAAAGAAAAAAGUGCUCUGAAACAAAACAAGGAGGUGCUGGAGUUAGCCUUCUCUGUCCUUUAUGAUCCCGAUGAGACACUCAAUUUUGUUGCACCCAACAAGUAUGAGUACUGCAUCUGGACUGACGGCCUGUGUGCGCUGCUGGGCAGAGAGAUGGGCAGUGACCUGACACGCAGUGACCUAGAUACUCUCAUCAGCAUGGAGAUGAAGCUCCGCCUCCUCGACCUUGAGAACAUCACAAUCCCAGAAGCCCCGCCCCCCGUGCCGAAAGAACCUAGCUCGUAUAACUUCACUUACAACUACAGCUGAGAUGUGUGUGUG